AUGGCUCCCAACCAAAAGACCUGGCUCGUGAAUAAGAGCUCCAAACUCGGCAAGAUCGACAACCUCGCAGACAUCCUCCGCAAAGACGAAGCAUGGGCACUGCUACCGCCAGAGGAACGUCAGAAGCUAUACGACAUGCUGCCACCGCCACGAGAGGGCGAGCCACAACACGACAUAGACGUCAACCCCAUGCAAACAAUGUACAGACCUUACAUUGAGGCGGAGCCACACGUCUUCAUUCCCACAAUCGUGCCUGCCAACAUUUUUGACUCCACCAAAUCCCAACUCCGAGGCAAUUUCAAUCACGAACGCCGAUCGGAACUUUCGCAUCCAGACAACAUGGCUCCCGCCGCUCUCCAACAUCGUCGCACACACAACUUGCUACUCAUAUCAAAAUUGCUGAAUCAACGCGAUGCCGCGUCCCCAUUCACGCUCGUCCUCGAUAGCCUCGAGCAAUCGGGGAAAGCACUUGUGGCGGAGUAUAUAAGGCGGGCAAAUGCAUCGAAAGUCCAGGUGAUCUUUGUGUCGUUCGAAACACUGCGGAAGCCUAGAGGUGCCGAUGUGUUCAUCGAGGCGUGGAAGCAGAAGUUGUCGGCGUGGCAGAGGGAUGUUGUGCAGUGUUUGAAGAAUGAACCCAGUCAGAAAAACUUCCUCAUCGUCGACACUCUCAACCCCCUCUCCUCAACCCACAGCAGCACCCUCCCAGCUCUGCUCUCCUCCUUCAUCGGACCGUCAACUUCCCUCUUAGCACUCUAUCACACAGACGUCCCAACAUUCUCAGCCCCCUCCGGGCCCUCCGGGCCCUCUGGGUCAGAGAAUCCCUAUUCUCCAACACCACUAACCCUCCUCUGCUAUCUCGCCACUACAAUCUUCACAACACACUCUCUGCACCACAUCCUCGCGAAAAAGGCCGCCCGCGAACGCAGUCAUGCAGAACCGAGCUUCGGCCUCGAAACCGGCAUCGAAGGAAUCCUGCAAUCCUUCGGCGCCAAUGGAGGUGAGGGAGUGGUGUUGGAGAUGGAGCAUAGACGGAAAAGUGGAAGGGGUGUGAGGGAGUGGUAUUUCUUGCCUCGUCAUCAAGCUGCUGUCACUUCUAGCAGUCAGACGCUGCGACCGAAGGAGACUGUCAUUCUACUGGAAGAUCAUCCACAGUAUCGCACGCCUGAGGAGAGUAGUGCUGCUGCUGGUGGUGAUGGAGAGGCUGACACGACGUUUGAGCUGGGGCUUACGGAGAAGCAGAGGAGAGAUAGGGAGGGGCCCUCCAACAUGUCGGAUCGCUUUGGUCGCCGCGACGAUCGUCGUCAACCUAGAGACGAUACCAGAAAUCACCGACCACGAUACGAACAAGACCGCUCCCGCUCCCCACGAGGCCGUAACGACCGCCGCGACGACCGCCGACGAGAUCGUUCUCCACCCCGCAACGCGCCCAACUCCCGCAACGGACCACCACCACGAGACAACCGCGAUCGCGACUUUCAACGAAAUGGCCCACCACGAGGCCCGGGCGGCAGACCAGACAUCAAGCGCGAACCCGACCCGAAGGCAAACAUCCAAAAGGAGUCAAAACCUGACGUGAACAUGAUGGACAUGCUGGAAGACGAAGCCGAAGAAGCGGCGAUGCAGAGGAUUAUGGGGUUCAAAGACUUCCGCACGACGAAGAAUACGAAGGUGCCUGGGAAUGAGAGGAAUUAUGCGGUGCAUAAGGUGAAGAAGGUGGAGUAUAGGCAGUAUAUGAAUCGUGUUGGUGGAUUCAAUAGGCCUUUGAGUCCGAGCAGGGUGUGA
This is a messenger RNA of Fulvia fulva, 1782 nucleotides long. RefSeq names its product Elongator complex protein 5. Gene Ontology annotation, cellular component: elongator holoenzyme complex; precatalytic spliceosome. The record is from RefSeq and is a predicted model, not a curated record. Bases 1 to 1782 code for a protein of 593 amino acids. Gene Ontology annotation, biological process: RNA splicing; tRNA wobble uridine modification. Lineage: Eukaryota; Fungi; Ascomycota; Dothideomycetes; Mycosphaerellales; Mycosphaerellaceae. The transcript is spliced from 7 exons.